Molecule: messenger RNA, 1430 nt
Organism: Poecilia reticulata (guppy)
Lineage: Eukaryota; Metazoa; Chordata; Actinopteri; Cyprinodontiformes; Poeciliidae
Source: RefSeq, a predicted model, not a curated record
CAGACAGGAGUCAAAUUACUCGUUAAGAGGCUCCACGUGUUGCCUUUGAAUCAUUUCUCGGCUUUCUGCUCUCCAGCACCACGUUGCGAUGCCGCAUGGAGGGAAUGUGUUUAAUUUUCUGUCUUUUUACCUUCGGAGGAUCAUUUCAGAAAGGUCUAGCAGCUGUGAUCCAAACCCAGCAGACGGUGUUAGCAGCACUAGGAGAAGAUGCUCCUCUCAGCUGUCAGCUGCUGGAAACUAAAGACGUCCAGCAGGUCACCUGGCAGAAGGUCUUGGAGAAAACAGAGAGGAAUAUUGGUUCCUACAGCGAGUAUUAUGGURAAAYAGUGAAUSMUGGAUUUAAAGAUAAAGUUCAGUUUACAGAAGCUGGACUGCAGAAGAACUCUAUAGUUAUCAGGAAYGUUACAGAGSAGGAUGCAGGAUGUUAUCUCUGYCUGUUCAACACCUACCCUGAUGGAGCUCUGACAGSWRSAACMUGCCUGAAAGUUUAUGAGCUUCAUGGUCCCUUCAUUGAUGUCAGCAGAUCAAACUCUCCUCCAGGGUCGGUUGUGACCUGUUCAGCCACAGGUCAAUCUGCUCCCAUGGUAACACUGACUGUUCUCCAUCAGAAUCUCAGCUUCUCSCACUACAACACCAGCAGAGAGAUCAACACUAACGGUACCGUCACCRUCACCACUACAGCUCUGCUCUCAGCUCUCAGCAGCACACAGGUUGGAUGUUCAGUAUCAGUGGACUCUGCUGCUCUCAGAGAGCUGAUGGUCACUGUUCCUGAGUUCAAAUAUUCAUCUGAUGAUGAGUUASAGAAACAAUCUAGUUUACAUGCUAAUGAGAGUCAGGAGUCUAAAGAUCUGAAAAUCCUCUUGAUCCUUGGAGUUGUUGCUGUUAUAGUUUUGACUUGUGGUGUUGCAAUCAUCGCCCUCUGGAGACGUAAAAAUCUCAAAAACAGAGACGAUGAGAAUAACAAAACACCACUAAGACCAGAACCAAUGGGCAGGAUCAAAACACCUUUAAUGGCGAUAAAGAAUGAGAUUAGACAGAGAUCAACUACAAAGAAAAGUUCAGAAAGCAACAACCUUAAAGCAUCUCCUUCAGUGGCAAAAAGACUGUUUGAUGAAGUCCAACCUGACAGACUGACAUGAGUUUAAGAUCCAGUUGAUCAUUUAAAAUGCUUGAAAAGUGAAAGGAUCACUCUUAAAGAUACAUUUUGCUUGAUAAACUAAACACUAAUGCUUUAAGAUGUGUGUUAAACUGUUCUCUACUUUCUCCUUAUACUACCAUAAUGACCUAAUGUUUGAUAAAAAAGUUUUUGUAAUCCAAAAAGGCAGAAAUACAUUUUAUAUCUUUAGCUACACUGUAGCCUAUUAAGCUUAGUAUGAAUACUUGUCACACUUUUUAUAUUUUGUAUUAGCAAAAAUAUUUUGAAAGCCAUG